Molecule: messenger RNA, 1793 nt
Organism: Psylliodes chrysocephalus
Lineage: Eukaryota; Metazoa; Arthropoda; Insecta; Coleoptera; Chrysomelidae
Source: the annotation of a GenBank genome assembly
CUAGAAAAACCUUUGUGAUGUGUAAGAACAUGUUGUAAGCCAUACGAAUCCGCAGAACUACUUAGCCAGUUAGAAGGAGGUAAAUUAAGAUCUGUAUUACAUUGUAAUUUCAUAAACUGUGCUGGUUUUGGAAAAGAAUAUUUUACUACGGCUGUCGAUUUAAUUUCUUCAUUUUCCGAUAGAUCUUUCGAAUUUUCUUCCAUUUUAGAUUAAAAAUAAUUUUUGUAACUGAAAACUGAAAAUGACGGAAUUGUUUUUUAAAAUAAAGGAUUUUUUUAAAAAAAAGUCAGCCAUUCGACCGAUUCGACCAUUGACAACUUCAAAACUUUGUCCUUAACCUCAAAUUUUGACAGAUAAAUGUACACAGAAAGCUUCUAGAAAUAUCAUGAAAAUACUUCGAAAUGAUAUCGAUUUGUUUAAUAAGUUUGAAACCACUUAAUAAUAAGUAAUUAUCAUUAGUAAACUGAAUUAAAAUUCCGAAAGGUUUUUUUUUGAUCGUAAAAUUGGCCUAUAACCUCAAUUUUCUACCAUGAUUAGAUUUAAAAUGCCAACGUUUAUUCAAUAUUUUUUAAUAAAUAGUCUGCAAAUUUGUUCCUAUAUUAUUUUAAUUAACUGCGGUGCCAACAACUUGCAUCACAUAGAUGGGACUUCUACAGCAGAAGUUAUAAAUGGCGACGUAUUUUUUGAAAUCGUCGAUCCAGUAGAAUUGGAGUAUACGUACAGAAUUCGUCCAGCUAAAGACUUUGGGUCCCCUUUCAAUGCAUCAUUUCACGUAAAGAAUGUUCCAUUGGUCCCGAUAUUGCCUAAAAAUGGAUGUAAACCUCCCGAUAAUUUGGACGAUAUUGAAGGAAAUGUGGCUUUGAUUGAAAGAGGAGAUUGCUCCUUUAAGAAAAAAACACUAGUUGCGCAAAGGGCUGGUGCAAGGGCAGUUAUAAUUAGUGAUAUUAUAAAUUCGAACCAAGAAUAUUUUAUCGAGAUGAUUGAUGACAAUACCGUUGAAGAAGUUAAUAUUCCGGCAGGGUAUUUGUUGGGCAAAAACGGGUUGAUGAUUUUAAAGACUCUCGAAAAAUUGAAACGCAAUUACGCCAUAAUAAAUUUGCCUGUAAAUCUGACGUAUACGCCAGUGCACGAGAUGAACCAACCGCCGUGGUUGGGGUGGUAGAUUUUGCGGUCGAUUUAUGCAUUCUUGACUUUAAUUUUUGAAAUUUAAUUGAUAACUUUAAAUCAUGAUAAAAUUUGUGAGUGUAUCAUAUAAAUAUGUUAUUUUUAAUUAUAAAGUAUCUUAUCUUGAGUAUAUUUCAAGGGAAGUUCGCCAAUGAUGUCGCUAUUGUAAGUAUAUAAAUGAUCUGCUUCAAAGUUUUUUAUAUAUUAUUUUGUGUUUAAUAAUCAUGAAAUUGAAGGUCUAUUUUCUUUCUAAAAAAAAUCAGUUAUCGAUUAGUUUGUGAAAUCUUACAUCAAUUUUGAUGCAUGAUGAAUAAAAAAAAAAUGAACGGUUUGAAUUUAAAUUUGACAAAAUAAUCAGAAUGCGUUUUUUCCAAUAACUUUGAAAUUUCUUUUUCUUAUGAAUAGAGCAAUAAUUCUUAAGUACCUAUAAUAAUUUUAUUAUCAAAAAUUAUAGAAUAAAAAUUAAGAAUGCAUAUUUCGACCAAACAUACCAAAGUAGUCAUAAUGCAGAGUCAACAAAUUCUGUUUUAACUGUUAAUUGGUAAUGAUAAUUAAAUUAUUAGUGAACCAAAAACAAGAGAGGAAAAACAUCAUAAUGAAGUGAAUAUGAAGUAAAAGUUGAAACUGAA